CAGGCAAUUACAUCAUUGAAUUAAAUAAUUGAUCCCAGCAAGGAUUUUAGAUACAUGAACUUGUGCCGUUCUUCUGAAAUCGUCGCAGCAUUUUUUUGUGUCAAAAGACAGAGAAACAAGAAUAGCAGAAGCGGAAUAUAUGAAGAGGAAGAUGAUGAGUAUUGAGUAGGUAAAGUGAGUGAAGUAGGAAUCACAAUGGCUGUCCCUCAAACUCCAACCACAUCUCCAAAUCUGUAUCCACAAGAACUUCAGUUAAAACUAUAUCAGGCCUUCAUUUUCUCAAUUCCAAUCCUAUUUUCCAUCAUUCUCUUUCUCUUGUUUUAUUUGUUCUACCUCAAGCGCAGAGCUUCCUCUCUCUCUUCCCCUCCUCACUUUCUUCCUACCACUGCUCCUUCAACUACCUAUCAUUCCACCCCUUGUCGCUUGGAUCUGACGCUUCAGUUCCUCGACACUCUUCCAAAAGUUUUAUUUGAUGAAGAAUUGAAAGAAAAAGAUUCACAAUGUUGUGUGUGUCUGGGAGAAUUUGAGAUGAAAGAAGACGUAUUACAGAUCCCUCAGUGCAAGCAUGUGUUUCACAGAGAUUGCAUUUACCAUUGGCUCCAUUCACACUCCACUUGCCCACUGUGCAGAUGUUGUAUCAUUCCUCCCACCAAGUUUCUGAAUCCACCACCCCUUCCUCCACCUCCUCCUCUUGCGGACGAAGCUGCUUCUGCUUCUGCUUCUUCCAACUAAUAACGACACAUAUUGCAGUGGUGAUGGCUUAGUAGCUUGGUGAUAUGUAAGUUUUUCUUUGUAAGCGAAAUGUCACGGGUUUGUUGCAACUUGUAACUUUAGAUUGUAAGUGUCUGCCAUUGUAAUUCC
This is a messenger RNA of Neltuma alba, 861 nucleotides long. Its product is annotated as probable E3 ubiquitin-protein ligase RHA4A. The coding region runs from base 196 to 732 and encodes 178 amino acids. Gene Ontology annotation, biological process: protein ubiquitination. Gene Ontology annotation, molecular function: transferase activity. The transcript is spliced from 3 exons. NCBI's taxonomy places the organism in Eukaryota, Viridiplantae, Streptophyta, Magnoliopsida, Fabales, Fabaceae. The record is from RefSeq and is a predicted model, not a curated record.